GCAUAUGACCUGCAUAAAGACAAUAUGGAACAUCACUGACAAAAAAUUAUAAAUCCAUUAUUAACAUUUCUGGAUUAAUCCACUAUGGAAAAACUAUGGAACACUGAUGGAAAUCAGCACCCAGGAAUUGCCAUUUGAUGCAUCACUGUAUCAAAUACAUUUAAUCUAAAAAUAUUUUUAUAUUUACAUAAUUUCAGGCCUAAUGGUGACAUAUUGUAGCUUCAUAAAGUGGCCACAAAGGUAAAUAAGACGCCGAUUGAAAAUGGAUGAAUAAUAUUUUGAUAGAUAAUCCAUUUUUUAAAAUGAAAAAUGAUUGCCACUAUUUUGAAAAUAAAGAUGAGGGUGUUCGACACUUACUGGUUCUUACACAUUAAUGGCCGUUGUUUUAUGUGAUAAACUACACUAAAACACCAACACUUUAGAGAAACUUACUUAAUACAUUUGCAAAAGUAUGUGACUUUACAGGCAAUAAUAUAUUUUAAUAAGUGUUAAUAUCUCAAGCAUUACGUGCUGGCAAAUGGCACCUAGUUCAAGAUUUUAUAAUCUAUUGUAAUGAAAUGUAUACAUUAGGAGUUACUUAAGUGUCCAAAUAUAUUAUGGAGCAGCUGUAGGAUAUACUUUUAAAAUAUUGAUGCUACCAAUAUAUAGCAUUGUGUGAGGACAUAUAUCAAGCGCACAGAGUUCAACUCGAGCUGAAUGAAACCCACAAAAACCAUGUUGUGCACCAACAGGUUGUAUCUGUCAAUCAUAGGGCUUGCGUUAAUUGUGAUGACUUUGGUUAUCUGCACUGGUUAUUGGGUUCAGACUAAUUCAUUGAAGAAGUUAAUCAAACUCUAACUGAAAUGAUCUCACGCUCCACUCAAGCACACGCAUUCCAGAGUCCCGAGACCUGGGUGCAUGAUUUUAUCCCAAGCAUGUGACACAGCUGAGGGUCUUGCAUGUGUGCGUUUGGGGAGGGAGACUACACAAUGCAGUGGGUAAAGAGAGAGUGAUUCAUAAAGUGUUCCUGACUCUACUGAAAUUGUUUCACGCUUUUUUCGUUGCUCUGCGUAUCUAAUGUAACUCACUCUCUUUGGAUAGCUCGCAAUGAACCCUUUAUUUGUCUCUCUGCUCCUCUUCUUCAUUCAGUAUCCGCGUCCCUCUCUACAACAGUUUCCAAGACCAUGCACCACUCCAGGGGUUCUCCAAAGCAAGCAGUGCUGUCCGGUUUGGACCGGAGACGGCUCCGUAUGUGGGAGCCUUUCGGGUCGAGGGUUCUGCCAGGAUGUAACUGUCUCGGACCUUCCCAACGGGCCGCAGUACCCCCACACCGGCGUGGAUGACCGGGAACAGUGGCCUUUAGUCUUUUACAACCGAACCUGUCAAUGCACAGGUAACUACAUGGGGUUCAACUGCGGCGAAUGCAAGUUUGGGUACUUCGGGACCAACUGUGCCGAGAGGCGCGAAUCUGUGCGCAGGAACAUCUUCCGGCUGUCGAUAACAGAGAGACAGCAGUUCAUCUCGUACCUGAACCUCGCCAAGAACACCAUCAGCCAGGACUACAUGAUCGUGACGGGCACGUAUGCGCAGAUGAACAAUGGCACGAUGCCCAUGUUCGCCAACAUCAGCGUGUACGACCUGUUCGUGUGGAUGCACUACUACGUGUCCCAUGACGCGCUGCUGGGGGGUCCCGGUAACGUGUGGCCCGACAUUGACUUUGCGCACGAGUCGGCAGCCUUCAUGCCCUGGCAUCGCGUUUAUCUGCUGUUUUGGGAGCAUGAGAUAAGGAAACUGACCGGGGAUUUUAACUUCACCAUCCCGUACUGGGACUGGCGUGACGCGGAGGACUGUCAGGUGUGCACGGAUGAACUGAUGGGAGGGCGCAGCCCCCUGAGCCCAAACCUGAUCAGCCCAUCCUCUGUUUUCUCAUCUUGGAAGGUGGUCUGUUCACAACCCGAAGAGUACAACAGUCGGGCGGUGCUAUGUGACGGUUCACCCGAGGGGCCGUUACAGCGCAACCCUGGCAACCACGACCGAAACCGUGUCAGACGGCUACCCACCUCUGCAGACGUGGAGGCAGUGCUGAGACUAACAGAGUACGAGACCGGACCAAUGGACCGGCGGGCCAACAUGAGCUUCCGGAACGCUCUGGAGGGUUUUGCGAGUCCAGAAACGGGUUUGGCAGUAACAGGCCAGAGUCUGAUGCACAACUCCUUACACGUCUUCAUGAACGGAUCCAUGUCUUCGGUCCAGGGCUCAGCCAACGACCCCAUUUUUCUUCUGCAUCACGUCUUUAUUGACAGCAUCUUUGAGCAGUGGUUAAGACGACAUCAGCCUCCGCGCACACAUUAUCCAACAGCCAACGCCCCGAUCGGGCACAACGAUGGUUAUUUUAUGGUUCCCUUCAUCCCUCUGUACAGAAACGGGGAUUAUUUCCUCUCUACCAAAGCUCUGGGUUAUGAAUAUGCAUAUUUACUUGACCCCGGCCAGCGGUUCGUGCAAGAGUUUCUGACGCCAUAUCUCGAGCAAGCUCAGCACAUCUGGAGCUGGCUCCUGUCUGCGGGAAUUUUGGGUGCGCUCGUGGCAGGAAUUAUCGCGACGAUCAUCGCCGUGGCGUGUCGCAGGAGGCAAAAAAGGAGGAAGGUGUCGGAGUACGGAGAGAGACAGCCGCUUCUGAACAGCAGCGAGGAGGAAGGUUCAACUUCAUAUCAGACGACGCUGUGAAUCAAACACACAGACUACAGGCACGUGUCAGAUACACUUGUACCACCGGGAAAAGUCACAACUGCCAGUUAACCCAGUCAGUUUAUAGAGUCACAUGACAAAUGAACCGUGAGGUGUGUUCGAGCUCAUGUGUGGCGCUGCGCAGACCGAUCGGCGAAAUUAACCGAUUCCAGUAGAGGGAGGAGUUGAAAAUGAGCAGUCAAGUCGGAUACCAGGAAAAAAAAGUCGGACACCUGCUGCUUGCCGUAGUGUUUCCUUUUCAAAGUGCGAUUGAAGUGGAUUCGAUUAGU
Triplophysa dalaica is the source of this 2993-nucleotide messenger RNA. RefSeq names its product tyrosinase (gene tyr). Gene Ontology annotation, biological process: melanin biosynthetic process; pigmentation. The record is from RefSeq and is a predicted model, not a curated record. The transcript is spliced from 5 exons. NCBI's taxonomy places the organism in Eukaryota, Metazoa, Chordata, Actinopteri, Cypriniformes, Nemacheilidae. Bases 1087 to 2703 code for a protein of 538 amino acids. Gene Ontology annotation, molecular function: tyrosinase activity.